Molecule: messenger RNA, 1001 nt
Organism: Owenia fusiformis
Lineage: Eukaryota; Metazoa; Annelida; Polychaeta; Sabellida; Oweniidae
Source: the annotation of a GenBank genome assembly
AAUACAUGAAGAAACUUAUGCUCCAAGGCCUCAAAAUGUACGGCGAGGAACGUUCGAAUAUAGUCAAGAUCACCCAAAGUGAAGUCAACGUGUGUAUGGAUAAAUUUGCCGCUAAAAACAACGAGCCGUUCUAUUACGACGACGAUGUUGAAACGAUGAUUUUGAAAAUUCUUGCAGAAGUGAUAGGUGGAGUUCAGUUUGCGGACGACCACCCUUUCAUCAAACAAACUGCGAAAGUGCAAGUAAAGUCUGGAAGAGUAAUGUCAGCAGGCAAUGGAGUGGAACUAGACAUGUUUCCAUGGCUUCGGUUUUUCGGAAAUAAAAAUUAUAAACUACUGAUGGAAGUUCGUAGAACAAGAGACGUUGCUUUUGCGGAAAUGCGGAAAGAAUGUGAGGAAUCCAUUGAAUCCAACCACAGCGUCAUUGGAGUAUUCAUAAAAGCCCAAAGAGACCCCUUAACACCGCACAAAAUAUCGGAUAAUAACAUCAAAUUUGCAUCAGGGAACCUUAUUGGGGCAGGAUUAGUCACAACUAAAGGCACAAUCUCUGGGUUAUUUCUUCUACUGAUGAGGCAUCCAGAUAUACAGGCAAAGCUUCAAGAAGAGGUAGACCAAGUUGUCGACACGAGUGUUGCAGGAUAUGAUGUUCCAAAGGGAACACAGGUUUGGACGAACAUAUUUGCGAUGCACCACGACCCCUUGUUGUUUCCUGAUCCUUGGCAAUUUAAACCAGAACGUUGGUUGGAUAAUGACGGUUAUCUGGUUUCUUUGGAAGAAAGAAACAAAGCUAUUUCGUUUGGAGCUGGUCGACGUGUUUGUGUCGGGGAACAAUUUGCAAGAACCAGAUUAUUCCUUUUUUGUGCUACGUUGUUGCAGAAAUUCACGAUAACUCCACCAGAAGGCUCUCAAAGUCCGUCUCCUGAUCCACGUGACUUUCCUCCUGGAAUAGUACUCCAACCAGUUCCAUUUCAAAUAAAAGCAAUAGCGAGACAAUAAAUCAAA